Micropterus salmoides (largemouth bass) is the source of this 5758-nucleotide messenger RNA. It is a transcript of the gene tuba5, whose product is annotated as tubulin alpha 5. The transcript is spliced from 5 exons. Gene Ontology annotation, cellular component: cytoplasm; microtubule. NCBI's taxonomy places the organism in Eukaryota, Metazoa, Chordata, Actinopteri, Centrarchiformes, Centrarchidae. Gene Ontology annotation, biological process: mitotic cell cycle; microtubule cytoskeleton organization. The record is from RefSeq and is a predicted model, not a curated record. The coding region runs from base 2255 to 3613 and encodes 452 amino acids. Gene Ontology annotation, molecular function: structural constituent of cytoskeleton; GTP binding.
UGAGCUCUCCGAAUUCACCAGACUGUACAGAGUAGACGCAUCUAUUUUAUCCCUGUACAACUUGUCCAUUGGACCAUAUGGAGACAGAAAAAACUGAAUGUCCACACCACCAAUCUACUGGUUUCACUGUCCUGCCUCCCAAUAUCUUUUAUUUUAAUGAGAAUAAGCAUUUAGUGCGGUCCAGACUGAAGAAUCUCAACAACUAUUGGAUAGAUUGCUAUGAAAUUUGGUACAGACAUUUGUCCCCCUCAAACUAAAUUCUAAUAACUUUGGUGAUCCCUUAACAUUUUAUAUAUCGCCAUCAUCAGGGCAAAGUAUUAUCAACAAAAUUACUUUAGAAAAAACUUAAAGUAAUAAAACUAAAAUUACUUGUUCUGCAGAAAAGGGGGCUCUAUGACUCUUAUUAAAAUUGUUAAUACUUUACUGUUGUACAUACAGUUGGUAAUUUAGUCCAGUGGUUCCCGACUUAGGAAUAGGUCCCCUCCAAAGGGUCAGAUAAAAAGAAAGAUAAAUGUGGAUGCUUUUGAGAUGAUUAAUAUGGUAGGAAAGACGAAAAGAACAAACAACAUUAGCAACAUCACAAGAGAGCCCGACCAGACACUGCUUUCCUAAGUUAAAUAAUUGGGAACCACUGGUUUAAUCUUUAGCAAUGCAUGUUAUCGUUUGAACUAGUAACUAAAUCUUUCAAAUAAAUGUAGUGGAGUAAAAGGUACAAUUGUUCCUACUCAAAUGUUGUGAAGUAAAAGUAUAAAGUAACAGAAAAUGGAAAUAUUCAAAAUUAUACUGAAGUAGAAUUAAAUUAUGUGCUUUCCACCACUGCUAAACAUCAGCAUGUUAGCAUGCUGGUGUUAGCAUUCAGCUCAAAGCAUCGCUGAGCCUACAGCACCAUAUUUUCCCCCUUUCUUUCUAACUUAAAUUCACCAAAUGUAACGCUGGUAAAUGUUGUGUUUCCCUGUGUGUCACCCUCCAUUCACCAAAUGUAUUUUCAUCUGAUGGCUGAAUCAAGCUCUGUUGGACACUAUGUUGUCCUGAUGUUUCCUGAAAAAGAAAGAUAUCAUGUUUACUGAACUGUUGAAGCUGGCAAAAUACCUCACCAUCGGGAAAGUUACCUCGAUAAAAUUAAAGGAACUUUCCUGUGGCGCUUUGUCUGAUUUGCUGAAUGAGCAAUCAAAUACUGUUAAAACUCUGUUUCCAAAGAAAAGCCUCCUUUCUAACCAAUGAAAAAUGAUAAAGCAUCUCACCACACAGGAUCAUUUCUGUAUGUCUCUUGAUAAAGGGAAACAUUAAAGGUUUAAUAGAAGGUAAGUUUGGUAAGAUAACAUCUCAGAAGAAAUACAUUUCACCAUCAACUUUCCUUACUGUACAGUUUUAAAUAUUAAAGGCACAAAUACACAACAGGAUAAUAAAGUACAGAGGGGUUUCAAGGAGUGCAUAAGCUGUUUUACUGGUUGUUGACCUCAAACUUGCAUGAUGUCAGUGGUGGAAAGUAACUAAUUACAUUUACUGCUGUACUUUUUUUUUGAGGAACUUGUACUUGAGUAUUUCCACUUUAUGCUACUUUAUACAUUUACUCGACUACAACACAGAGGCAAAUAUUGUACAAUUAUUACAGGUUAAGAUAAACCUUUAUUGAUGCCUUGGUGGAAUUCACAGCAGCAGUACCGUAUAUAAAGUUACCAAAAAAUAAGCCCCACCCAUACCGGCUGCACAUUAAAUUAAAUGUACAUAAUUAUAAUUCAGUCAUAUAUACAUUACUUUGAAAUGGGCCAUUCUGCACAAGAACUUCUUGUAGACUACUUUAAGUACAUUUAAUACUUUCGUAGUUUUACUCAAGUCAAUUUUUGAAUGCAGGACUUUUACUUAUAACACAGUAUUUUUAUACAGUGGUAUUGCUACUUUUACUGAAGUAAAAGAUUUGAGUACUUCUUCCACUGCUGCCAGUGACACGAGGCUGGAUCUUUAAUGUGUCUAAUUUUCUCCAAAUAUGCUUUCUUGUGCUGUAAUAAGCAAAAAAGUGGCUAAAACAAUAUUUUGAGGGAGGAAUCUCAUCAUCCCUCCCUCCUUUGAUCUAACUUCUCCCUCCUCUGCCGUCUUAAGUUUGAAUAAGUGUCAGACCGACACACCUGUGAGCCUCUCUGCAGAUAUAAAGAGAGCACAUUACCUGUCCCACAGACGAGGAACUGUCUGGAGCCUUGCGGACUGAUAAACUUACAGUAUCCUGCACCAAAACCAACUACUUAUAUCAUCUGCAGACAUGAGAGAGUGCAUCUCUAUACAUGUGGGCCAGGCGGGUGUCCAGACAGGAAAUGCCUGCUGGGAGCUCUUCUGCCUUGAGCACGGCGUCGGGCCUGAUGGCGUCUUCCUGGACAAUCCUACAGAAUCAAAUUCCCGUUCAGACCCAUUCAACACUUUCUUCAAUACCGGGAGCUCUGGGCGUCAUGUUCCAAGAGCGAUUUUCGUGGACCUGGAGCCCACAGUGGUUGACCAAGUAAGGGUUGGAAAGUACAAAGAGCUUUUCCAUCCUGAGCAGCUGAUCUCUGGAAAGGAAGAUGCAGCCAACAACUACGCUCGUGGCCAUUACACUGUCGGGAAAGAAAUCAUUGAUGGAGUCAUGGAGCGUGUUCGUAAAAUGACGGACCAGUGCACAGGCCUGCAGGGGUUCCUUGUCUUUCACAGCUUUGGAGGUGGAACUGGCUCUGGCUUCACCUCUCUGCUAAUGGAGCGUCUGUCUCUAGACUAUGGCAAGAAAUCUAAGCUGGAAUUUGCCGUCUACCCGGCUCCCCAGGUGUCAACUGCUGUGGUGGAGCCCUACAACGCCAUCCUGACCACCCACACUACCUUAGAGCACUCUGACUGCGCCUUUAUGGUGGACAACGAGGCCAUCUACGACAUAUGUCGUCGCAACAUGGACAUUGAAAGUCCUGGUUACAUCAACCUCAACAGAUUGAUUGGUCAGAUUGUCUCCUCAAUCACGGCCUCCCUUCGUUUUGAUGGCGCCCUCAAUGUCGAUUUGAUGGAAUUCCAGACCAACCUGGUCCCAUUUCCACGCAUCCACUUCCCACUGGUUACCUACUCACCCAUCAUUUCUGCUGAGAAGGCAUACCACGAGCAGCUGACUGUGUCCGAGAUCACAAGCGCCUGUUUCGAGCCGUCCAAUCAGAUGGUCAAGUGUGACCCUCGUCACGGCAAGUACAUGGCGUGCUGCAUGCUGUACCGAGGCGAUGUCGUCCCUAAAGAUGUGAAUGCCGCCAUUGCAAGUAUAAAGACCAGACGUUCUAUUCAGUUUGUCGACUGGUGCCCCACUGGCUUCAAGGUUGGCAUUAAUUACCAACCUCCAACUGCAGUUCCUGGUGGGGACCUGGCCAAAGUCCAGAGAGCUGUGUGCAUGCUGAGCAACACCACCGCCAUUGCUGAGGCCUGGUCUCGCCUUGACCACAAGUUCGACCUCAUGUACGCUAAGCGUGCAUUCGUCCACUGGUAUGUGGGUGAGGGCAUGGAGGAGGGAGAGUUUGCAGAGGCCAGAGAGGACCUGGCCUGUCUUGAAAGGGAUUACGAGGAAUUGGGUCAAAUGAGCCCCGAUUCUGAAAAUGACGAUGAAGGACAAGAAUACUGAACCUCGUGAGGCUUUGGGCUGUGACGACGGCAGAGUUAAUAAUUGUCACUGCCAUAUUUUUAUAAUGCCAGCUUUGGAUUAAGAAGACAAACUACUCUAAAUUGUAUUUUAAUUGUGCUGUCAAAUAAGUUUGUCUUGACAUAUUCUGUGUUAAACUUGUUGGAGACAUGCGAAUAGGGUGUUACAGUGGUCUAAGACGACACCAUGUAACCACCAAGUCCCCACUACAAAUCUGCCCAGGGAUCUUUGUUGCAGGUCACCACCUUCCCUCUCUGUCCACUUUUGAAUAAAGGCAAACACGCCCAGAAGAUUAGACCUUAAAAUGAACGUACAAGCAAAUUUACCAAAAUUGACAUUGGCUUUACUUCGUCACUAUCAAAGGAAGGUUAAAAUCAAAGGCAACUGGUCUCGGUUGAAGAUACUUGAAGACGUUUCGCCUCUCAUCCAAAGGGCUUCUUCAGUUCUGACUGACUGGUAGGGAAUCCCUGCCAUUUAGUGUGGUUGAAUGACCACAAUGACAGUCAUUACAACAGCCAGGAGCACGAACAAACCAAGCGGUAUCCAUCACCUUGGUAAUGACCCCACAGAGAUUAAAUGGCUGGGAUUCCCUAUAAGUCGGUCAGAAUGACCUGGAUGACUGAGAAUCUUCACAGAUACUUCCUCAUUGUUUCCUCAUUCCUCGAUGUGGAACAAUGAGGAAGUAUCUGUGAAGAUUCUCAGAUUCUCAUACCGCUGUAUGUGAAAUAAGUAACAGUAAUAAUUCCAAUUUUUUCUUUAAAUACAUUCCUCCUUACCUUAUUAAAACCCAAUAUAUAGAGAAUUAUUGAAAUGGCAACCCUUCCCUUUGCAACAAACUGGGCUUGCACAUUUGAUGAAGGUGACAAAAAACUGAAAUGGCCAUACAGCAGUGGUGGAAAGUAACUAAGUAGUUUUACUCAAAUGAGGAACUUGUACUUUAUUUCAGUGUUUCCAUUUACUGCUACUUUAUACUUCUACUCCACUACAAUUAUUUGACAGCUGGAGUUACUUGUUAUUUUUCAGCUGAAGAUUUUACAUAAAGAAAACAUUUGAUAAGCUUAUAAAAUUCAAUAUAUUGUAAAGGGUGAACCAUUGGUUUCUAAACUUUUGAUUCAUUUUCUCUCUAGACUGCUCUGAUAUUUUUAAUCAAAUAAUUGAGUACUUUUACUUUUAAUUUCAUUUGACUGAUCAUCAUCUUGUAUUUGUAAUGGAGUAUUUUUACACUGUUGUAUUGGUACCCAAGUAAAGGAUCUAAAUACCUCUUCCACCACUGGCAUACAGCAUCGUUAUUACACAUACAGAAAUAGUUGUAUAGGGAAAGAAGGAAACGUUUUAUAUGUUAUAUGGGCGAUGUAUUGCCAAAAAGUAAUUUACAGACAAAGAAAUGUGCAGAAUGCUUCCUUCAUAUUGACAAAUAUGUUUAAGGUCAAUUAGACCAGAGAGGUCUGAUUAGACCUCUUAUAAAACUCCAGUAAUAGGGAAACAAACGGGAGACUGUGAGACCAAAUAUACUUGCUUGACAUUUGGGAGGGGUAGUGCUUUGUAAAAAGUAUUGUUAACACUAAUCACAGAUAUGGAGAAUAUGAAUACAGAUUGUAUCUAACCAUGUUUUACAGCUGAGGUCUCUGAGACCCCAAACAGAAGUAAUGCAUCGUUGUAGCCAACAUCUGAGACAUCAUUAGUUCGAACUCAUGCUAAUAAGUGAUAAUUAGGAAAUGUCAUAUAGGAUCAAGGUGGUAAACCAAUGUAUGUUUUUGUAACUGUUAAGCAGGGCCAGGGGUCACCAGGAUCAUCAUUUGUAUCUCCUUGACUGAUUCAGUGCAAGUAUGCAGGCAAAGCUACGCUCAUCAAAACACUUUGACUUGGUUUGGUUAGGUCUAUCGUCAGAGAAGAGGGAUCACAGAAACUAUGACUUUUGAUGUUUAAUUGGCAAAACAUCACAGUAUCACAGGUGAGUAUAUAUUCAGUGAAAGGACAUCAUACAAAUAAUGUUUAGUUUAUUUGACACAGUGAGAUGGAGGACCCCAGGUCAUCUACAGAAUGUCAAGGAUAACAACAAAAGUCAAAGACUUAUUUUCAUUGUGCUCCUUGAUGUCCUGGUACCAAGGUAAUCAUGAUACUAUCAAA